This is a messenger RNA of Erythranthe guttata (spotted monkey flower), 408 nucleotides long. The record is from RefSeq and is a predicted model, not a curated record. Lineage: Eukaryota; Viridiplantae; Streptophyta; Magnoliopsida; Lamiales; Phrymaceae.
AUGAUGAGUGCUGCCAACGUGGCAAGCAGUAGCGCGGGCGGUGGAGGGGGGAGCGGCGGCGGGAGCGGGGGUGGAGGAGGAGGCGGCGGGGGCGGCGGGCCGUGCGGGGCAUGCAAGUUCUUGAGGAGAAAGUGCGUGGCGGGGUGCAUAUUCGCGCCGUACUUUGAUUCGGAGCAGGGGGCCGCGCAUUUUGCGGCGGUGCACAAGGUGUUCGGAGCAAGCCACGUGUCGAAGCUGCUCCUCCACAUACCGCCGCACAAGCGGCUGGAUGCGGUGGUCACCAUUUGCUACGAGGCUCAGGCGCGCCUCAGGGACCCCAUUUACGGCUGCGUUGCUCACAUCUUUGCCCUUCAACAACAGUCAACAGUUACAUUGUUUGCUGAAAUCAAGAAACCUGAUUCUGACUGA